This is a messenger RNA of Parascedosporium putredinis, 339 nucleotides long. The record is from the annotation of a GenBank genome assembly. Lineage: Eukaryota; Fungi; Ascomycota; Sordariomycetes; Microascales; Microascaceae.
AUGAUGAGGAAGCUAAAGGAUCUAGGCUGCGAAGACCUGGCGGAAUACGAGAACGAGGGAGACGACGAGGAAGAUGAUACCUACAUUACAAGGGAAACGGAGAAAACGGUAACCGACGCGAUACUAGGGCUGUUGCUACGAAUAGAAGCUUUGGAGCGAACCGAGCAGGAAACCUGCAACGCCCUCCAAGACGUACUGGCGUACCUUGAAACAGUCGAAAAGGACACUGAGAAAAUCUGCAACCCACGAACCAAGCUGCAGUUCCUGUGCAACAAGAUUCUGAGAAAGCCGGAGCCACCGCAAAAUAACGAUGACGACGAACACAAACUUGCCAUGUAA